Manihot esculenta (cassava) is the source of this 958-nucleotide messenger RNA. RefSeq names its product probable phospholipid hydroperoxide glutathione peroxidase. Gene Ontology annotation, molecular function: glutathione peroxidase activity. Gene Ontology annotation, cellular component: cytosol. Gene Ontology annotation, biological process: response to oxidative stress. Lineage: Eukaryota; Viridiplantae; Streptophyta; Magnoliopsida; Malpighiales; Euphorbiaceae. The record is from RefSeq and is a predicted model, not a curated record. The transcript is spliced from 6 exons. The coding region runs from base 67 to 783 and encodes 238 amino acids.
GUCUAUUGUUCUAUAUUUAUUGAGGCCGCGCAGCACCGCACGGCACCGCCCCUUUUUAAUAUCUCUAUGCUCCGUUCUUCAAUUACAGGAAGGCUUAGGCUCAGCGUUGCAUCCGUAUCUGCAUCUCUUAUUUCGAAAAAGCAAUCAUCUUUCUAUUUCGAUCAAACCCUUUUGGGUUUUCUUCAUAAUUCACCUCUUCCUUUUGUUUCUCGCUCCAUAACAUUACGAAAUUCGGGGCCUGUGUUGUGCUCUCCUUCUUUGAGAUUCGACCAUACAAUGGCUAACCAAUCCGAGCCUAAAUCAGUGCAUGACUUCACCGUUAAGGAUGCUAGAGGAAACGAUGUUGAUCUCAGCAUUUACAAGGGGAAGGUUCUCGUGAUUGUUAAUGUUGCUUCACAGUGUGGCUUGACCAAUUCGAACUACACUGAGCUGACUCAGUUAUACCAUAAAUACAAGGAUCAAGGCUUGGAGAUUCUGGCAUUUCCAUGUAAUCAGUUUGGAUCUCAGGAGCCAGGAACCAAUGAAGAAAUUCUGGAGUUUGCCUGUACUCGCUUCAAGGCCGAGUAUCCAAUAUUCGACAAGGUUGAUGUGAAUGGAAACAAUGCUGCUCCUCUUUACAAAUUCUUGAAAUCUAGCAAAGGUGGAACUUUUGGGGAUGGCAUCAAGUGGAAUUUUUCGAAGUUCCUGGUUGAUAAAGAUGGCAAUGUUGUGGACCGUUAUGCCCCCACCACUUCCCCUCUCAGCAUGGAGAAAGACGUGAAGAAGCUGUUGGGGAUUGCGUGAAUGCUGAAGUGUGGCUUAAAAUAAGUAAAGGAUAUUACUGUGAAUAAGAAACACGAAAGGAUGUACCUGUUUCCCUUCCUAAAUCAUGUUAAGACUGCGUCCAAGUUAAUCCUGUGCACUUUCUGGUUUUGUACUUUUUCAUGAGUUCUUGUUUUAGUAGGAGUUCCAUUUUCUA